AUGUCAAAUCCCGCAUGUUCAAUCCGAACUUCCUCAUACUCUAAUGAAGAAGAUAAACUCCUUUGUACUAUAUUUAUGGAUAUUGUCCAAGAUCCUGAAAAGGGCAAUGAUCGCUCUGCACCAGAUUUAUGGGAACACAUUGCACAAGAAUAUAAACAAAUGCUACCGGCACACAUUUGUAACGAUCGAACUUCAAGAUUGCUGCAUAGUCGUUGGGCAAAUAUAUCAACAGCGGUUAGCAAACUAAGAGGGUGCAUUCAACAAAUAGAGAACAUUAACCCAAGUGGUGCAUCUGAACAAGAUAUUCUUGAUAGAGAAAAGGAGUUAGUAAAGCAAGAUCCCAAAUUCAAAGGCGGAUUUAAGUUUGAUCACGUAUGGCCAAUUGUCAAAGGCAUGCAGAAAUUUUGUAGAACUGGGAGCUUGCUAAAUGUUGGAGGUCGAAAAAGAACUUCCGAAGGAUCACAAUCACAAUCUUUCGGAACCGAGAAGUCAAUAGGCUCUUCCUCAUUUGCUGUUGAUUUGAAUGAUGAUUUUGAAACUAAUGAACAUUGUAAUGAAAUGAACAAUGUAGGUGAACGUCCUACGGGGAGGAAGAAGGAAAAGAUGAAGCAUAAACUCUCGGAUGAGCGCAAUCAAUUUAUUGCCGCAAUAGAACAACAAACUGCACAAUUCAAAUGA
This is a messenger RNA of Ipomoea nil (Japanese morning glory), 678 nucleotides long. RefSeq lists its product as uncharacterized. The record is from RefSeq and is a predicted model, not a curated record. The transcript has 2 exons. NCBI's taxonomy places the organism in Eukaryota, Viridiplantae, Streptophyta, Magnoliopsida, Solanales, Convolvulaceae. Bases 1 to 678 code for a protein of 225 amino acids.